Messenger RNA from Cetraspora pellucida, 194 nucleotides. The record is from the annotation of a GenBank genome assembly. Lineage: Eukaryota; Fungi; Glomeromycota; Glomeromycetes; Diversisporales; Gigasporaceae.
AUGGUCUCUAAAAAGUCUGAAGUAAUUACUAAGACACCAGAAGUACAAAUAGAACUUUUAGUUUCAAAUAAAUAUAAUAUAUAUAUUGAUAAGAAAGAAUUAAAGAAGGAAAAAAAGGAAUCUAAUGAAGUUAAGUCAGACAAUGACAAUAAUUCUAGUAAUUUUGAAAAAGAAAUACUAAAUGAAUCAGACAU